Messenger RNA from Rangifer tarandus platyrhynchus (Svalbard reindeer), 3720 nucleotides. Lineage: Eukaryota; Metazoa; Chordata; Mammalia; Artiodactyla; Cervidae. The record is from the annotation of a GenBank genome assembly.
AUGCAGAAGAGCGUGCGCUACAACGAGGGGCACGCCCUGUACCUGGCUUUCCUGGCCCGCAAGGAGGGCACCAAGCGCGGCUUCCUGAGCAAGAAGGCAGCCGAGGCGAGCCGCUGGCACGAAAAGUGGUUCGCCCUCUACCAGAAUGUGCUCUUCUACUUCGAGGGCGAGCAGAGCUGCCGCCCGGCGGGCAUGUACCUCCUGGAGGGCUGCAGCUGCGAGCGGGCACUCGCGCCGCCCAGGGCCGGGGCCGGGCCGGGCGGCGCCCGUGACACGCUGGACAAGCAGUAUUACUUUACUGUCCUUUUUGGCCACGAAGGUCAGAAACCACUAGAGCUGCGCUGUGAGGAGGAGCAGGAUGGUAAAGAGUGGAUGGAGGCCAUUCACCAAGCCAGUUAUGCAGACAUUUUGAUUGAGAGGGAAGUAUUAAUGCAGAAGUACAUUCAUCUAGUUCAGAUCGUAGAGACAGAAAAAAUUGCAGCUAACCAACUCCGGCAUCAACUUGAAGAUCAAGAUACAGAAAUCGAAAGGCUUAAAUCAGAGAUUAUCGCUCUUAAUAAAACAAAGGAACGAAUGAGACCUUACCAAAGCAAUCAAGAAGAUGAGGAUCCAGACAUCAAGAAGAUAAAAAAGGUUCAGAGCUUCAUGCGAGGAUGGUUAUGUAGAAGGAAAUGGAAGACCAUCGUGCAGGAUUACAUUUGUUCUCCUCAUGCCGAAAGCAUGAGGAAGAGAAACCAGAUUGUGUUCACCAUGGUCGAGGCCGAGUCGGAGUACGUUCACCAGCUCUACAUCCUCGUCAACGGUUUCCUGCGGCCCCUGCGCAUGGCGGCCAGCUCCAAGAAGCCCCCCAUCAGCCACGACGACGUCAGCAGUAUUUUUCUCAACAGUGAAACAAUCAUGUUUCUUCACGAAAUAUUUCAUCAAGGACUGAAGGCAAGAAUAGCCAACUGGCCUACUUUAAUUUUAGCUGAUCUCUUUGAUAUUUUGCUCCCCAUGUUGAACAUUUAUCAAGAAUUUGUGCGUAAUCACCAGUACAGCCUCCAAGUGCUCGCCAAUUGUAAGCAAAACAGAGACUUUGACAAACUCUUAAAACAGUAUGAAGCCAACCCUGCCUGUGAGGGGAGGAUGCUGGAGACAUUCUUGACAUAUCCAAUGUUUCAGAUCCCCAGGUAUAUCAUCACGCUUCAUGAACUCCUGGCUCAUACACCCCAUGAGCAUGUGGAGAGGAAAAGUCUGGAGUUUGCCAAAUCCAAACUAGAGGAACUGUCCAGGGUCAUGCAUGACGAAGUGAGCGACACGGAAAACAUAAGGAAGAACCUUGCCAUAGAAAGAAUGAUCGUCGAGGGCUGUGAUAUCUUGUUGGACACCAGCCAGACUUUCAUCCGCCAAGGUUCUCUUAUUCAAGUACCUUCCGUUGAGAGAGGGAAACUUAGUAAAGUUCGCCUGGGUUCAUUGUCUUUGAAAAAGGAAGGAGAAAGACAGUGCUUCUUGUUUACAAAACACUUUUUAAUUUGUACAAGAAGUUCAGGAGGAAAGCUGCAUCUGCUCAAGACAGGUGGAGUUCUGUCUCUAAUAGAAUGUACCUUGGUCGAGGAGCCUGAUGCGAGCGAUGAUGACUCCAAAGGUUCUGGCCAAGUGUUUGGACACUUGGAUUUCAAAAUAGUGGUGGAGCCUCCUGAUGGUGCCCCCUUCACUGUGGUCUUGUUAGCACCUUCCCGCCAGGAGAAAGCUGCCUGGACAAGUGACAUCAGUCAGUGCGUGGACAACAUACGGUGUAAUGGUUUAAUGACUAUAGUGUUUGAAGAAAAUUCCAAAGUUACUGUGCCACAUAUGAUUAAGUCUGACGCCCGGCUUCACAAGGACGACACUGACAUUUGCUUCAGUAAAACCCUCAACUCCUGCAAAGUGCCACAGAUCCGGUACGCCAGCGUGGAGCGUCUCUUAGAGAGACUGACAGACCUGCGUUUUCUUAGCAUUGAUUUCCUCAACACCUUUCUGCACACCUAUCGGAUUUUCACGACGGCAGCCGUGGUGCUGGGGAAGCUUUCUGACAUAUAUAAGAGGCCUUUCACCUCCAUCCCCGUCAGGUCAUUGGAACUGUUUUUCGCUACCAGCCAGAACAACAGAGGUGAACACUUGGUGGAAGGCAAAUCCCCACGCCUGUGUCGCAAGUUCUCUUCCCCGCCUCCACUGGCUGUCUCCAGGACGUCCUCCCCAGUGAGGGCCAGAAAGCUGUCCUUGACGUCUCCCUUGAACUCAAGGAUAGGCGCGCUGGAUCUGACCACCUCCUCGGCGUCCAACAGCCCCACCACCACCCACAGCCCGGCUGCGUCCCCACCGCCUCAUACUGGUAAAGUGCCGUUGGAUCUGAGCAGAGGCCUUUCUUCUCCAGAACAAAGCCCGGGAUCUCUAGAGGAGUCUGUUGAUAACCCCCGCGUGGAUCUGUGUAACAAGCUAAAACGAAGCAUUCAGAGAGCAGUCCUCGAGUCUGCGCCCGUGGACCGAGCAGGUGUGGACAGCUCCCCUGCAGCCGAUGCUACAGAACUCUCACCUUGCAGGUCGCCCUCAACUCCUCGGCACCUCCGCUACCGCCAGCCUGGAGGACAGACGGCUGACAACUCCCACUGCUCUGUUUCCCCGGCCUCUGCUUUUGCAAUUGCUACGGCUGCAGCAGGACAUGGGAGUCCACCCGGGUUGAACAACUCCGAGAGAACAUGCGACAAAGAGUUUAUUAUACGCAGAACAGCCACGAAUCGAGUACUGAACGUUCUCCGUCACUGGGUCUCAAAGCACGCACAGGACUUUGAACUCAACAACGAACUAAAGAUGAACGUCUUAAAUUUGCUAGAAGAAGUCUUACGAGACCCAGAUCUUCUUCCCCAGGAACGGAAAGCCACAGCGAAUAUCCUGAGGGCCCUUUCACAAGAUGAUCAAGAUGACAUCCACCUAAAACUAGAGGAUAUAAUUCAGCUGACCGACUGUCCAAAGGCCGAGUGCUUCGAGACCUUGUCGGCCAUGGAGCUGGCUGAGCAGAUAACCCUACUGGACCACAUCGUUUUCAGAAGCAUUCCCUACGAAGAAUUUCUUGGGCAGGGGUGGAUGAAGGUGGAUAAAAAUGAAAGAACACCUUACAUUAUGAAAACCAGCCAACACUUCAAUGAUAUGAGUAACCUGGUGGCCUCCCAGAUCAUGAAUUACGCGGAUGUCACCUCCCGAGCCAAUACAAUUGAGAAGUGGGUGGCGGUGGCGGACAUCUGCCGGUGCCUGCACAACUACAACGGCGUGCUGGAAAUCACCUCAGCCUUAAACAGAAGUGCCAUCUACCGGCUGAAGAAAACCUGGGCCAAGGUGUCCAAGCAGACAAAAGCUCUCAUGGACAAGCUUCAGAAGACUGUUUCGUCUGAAGGAAGAUUUAAAAAUCUCAGAGAAACCCUUAAAAACUGUAACCCCCCUGCUGUUCCUUAUCUGGGGAUGUACCUGACCGACCUGGCGUUCAUUGAAGAAGGAACACCGAACUUUACUGAGGAAGGCCUCGUCAAUUUCUCCAAGAUGAGAAUGAUAUCACACAUCAUCAGAGAGAUACGCCAGUUCCAGCAGACUUCCUAUCGAAUCGAUCAUCAGCCAAAGGUCACUCAGUACUUGCUUGACAAAGCCCUCAUCAUAGAUGAAGAUACGCUGUAUGAGCUGUCACUAAAAAUUGAACCUCGGCUCCCUGCUUGA